UAUCAGUCCGAUACGUUUUCUAACUCGCCUGGUUGCUUUUAUCGUGACCAUGUUUUCAUCUGAGUUUCAGCGCAAUGGCCGACGGCGACUCUCAGACCACGGCUCAGCUACAGCAGUUGGAUAGUCUUAUUGCCCGGGCUGAGGUUUUCAGCAAAAUAAAAUAUACUGGAGCCGCUGGGGCCAAAAGUCUCACAAGUCCCUUGAAGAUCACUCCCGAGUUGUUGGUACAUUCACCCACCUCCCAAGUCCCUGGCGACCACCGCCACAGGCGAACAGAGCGGGAAGAAGACGAGGAGCUUUUGACGGAAACCAAGCAUGGGAGUGUGGCAGUUCAGCGUUUUGAAGCAUCCCCGUUUUUUGUCAAAGGUGGCGAAAUGCGUGACUAUCAAAUUCGUGGUCUGAACUGGAUGAUACAACUAUAUCAUGAUAAUAUUAAUGGAAUCCUGGCUGACGAAAUGGGUCUUGGAAAGACGUUGCAGACAAUCUCCAUGUUGGGUUACAUGAAACAUUGUCGCCAUAAAUCAGGACCACACAUUGUCAUUGUUCCCAAGUCAACAAUGACCAACUGGAUGAAUGAAGUGAAACGUUGGGUACCUACUCUAAGAGCGGUCGCUCUUAUUGGUAGUCAGGAAGAACGCGCACAGAUUAUACGCGAUGAACUUUUGGGCAAGGAGUGGGAUAUGAUCGUGACGAGCUACGAAAUUUGCAUCAAAGAGAAGGCGAUACUGCGCAAAUACCACUACGUGUAUUUGGUCAUUGAUGAGGCCCACCGUAUAAAAAACGAAAAGUCCAAACUGUCUGAGAUUGUUCGACAAUUUCGCUCACACAACCGUCUUCUGAUCACUGGGACGCCUUUGCAAAACAACCUUCACGAGCUGUGGUCUUUGUUGAACUUUUUGAUGCCCGACCUCUUCUCCUCAUCCGAACUGUUUGAUGAAAUGUUCAAAGUUAGCACCGAAGAGGAACAGAAUCUCAUUCAACGGCUUCAUGCGAUACUCAAGCCUUUCAUCUUGCGUCGAAUCAAAGCGGAUGUUGAAAAGAAACUCCCCCCGAAGAAGGAAUGCAAGAUCUACAUAGGAUUGUCGAAAAUGCAGAGAGAUCUUUAUACAAAAAUCUUGAUGAAGGAUAUCGAUAUAGUCAAUUCGACCGGGAACAAAGUGGAUCGUGUACGACUGCUGAACAUUUUGAUGCAGUUGCGCAAGUGUUGUAAUCAUCCGUAUCUAUUCGAUGGCCUUGAACCCGGACCACCCUAUACAACCGACCAGCAUCUAAUAGAUAAUUGUGGGAAAAUGCUUCUGUUGGACAAGCUACUGGCGCGCUUGAAGGAGCAGGGUUCGCGUGUGCUCAUAUUCAGCCAAAUGACACGUAUGCUCGAUAUUUUGGAGGACUAUUGUCUAUGGCGUGGUCAUGAUUACUUCCGUCUUGAUGGACAAACCCGCCAUGAAGACAGACAAGUGUUCAUCGAUGAAUACAAUCGUCCUGGCUCGACCAAGUUCGUUUUUAUGCUGUCCACUCGUGCCGGUGGUCUGGGCAUCAACCUGGCCACAGCAGACGUUGUUAUUAUCUACGAUUCGGAUUGGAAUCCUCAGGUUGAUCUUCAAGCCAUGGAUCGUGCACAUCGUAUUGGUCAAACAAAAACCGUCCGAGUGUUCCGCCUAAUCACUGAACAUACUGUAGAGGAACGCAUAAUUAUGCGGGCCGAAAUGAAGCUACGACUGGAUAACCUAGUCAUUCAGCAGGGCCGCCUGGUGGAACAAAAAGCUAAUCAGUUACAAAAGGGCGAUGUGUUGGACAUGAUCAAAUUCGGAGCUAAUUUCAUUUUCCGUAGUAAGGACUGCGACUUCAAGGAUGAGGAUAUUGAUAUCAUUCUUGCUCGUGGCGAGCAACGUACUGCUGAAAUGAACGAAAAGUUGGCCAAUUUAGGAGAGUCCAAUUUGCGGGCGUUGAAGUUCGACACGGCGGAAGAAGGUGCUGCUCCCUACUCUGCUUAUGUCUUUGAGGGAGAAGACUAUCGUGAGAAGCACCGAACUGGCCUUGAGGGCUGGAUCGAACCACCAAAGCGUGAACGCAAAGCUAACUACGCGGUUGAUGCCUACUUCCGUGAAGCACUGCGUGUUUCAGAACCGAAAGCACCCAAGCCCCCGAGACCGCCGAAGCAGCCAAACGUCCAGGAUUUCCAGUUCUUCCCUCCGCGCUUGUUUGAGUUGCUUGAUAAAGAAAUUUACGCAUUCAGGAAGAGCAUAGGAUACAAAAUACCCCGCAAUCCGGAUGCUGGUCCAGAUGCCGAACGCGAACGUUUAGAAGAACAGAUGCGUAUCGAUGAAGCUGAGCCACUGACAGAAGAGGAACUUGCAGAGAAGGAAGAUCUUCUUACACAAGGAUUCACCAAUUGGUCCAAGCGUGACUUUCAGCAGUUCAUCAAAGCAAACGAAAAGCAUGGACGUGAUGAUCUAGAAGCCAUCUCAAUGGAUGUUGAGGGUAAAACACCGGAAGAGGUGAAACGCUAUGCUCGUGUGUUCUGGACCCGGUGUAACGAGCUGCAAGAUGUAGACAAGCAUAUGGCUCAGAUUGAAAGAGGAGAGGCUAAAAUCCAGCGGCGGGCUGCCGUCAAAAGAGCUUUGGAUCUGAAGAUGGCACGCUACAGAGCACCCUUUCAUCAGCUUCGAAUCCAGUACGGGACGAACAAAGGCAAAAACUAUGUGGAGGAGGAAGAUCGCUUCCUUAUCUGCAUGCUGCAUAAACUAGGUUUCGAUCGGGACAACGUGUACGAUGAUCUGCGUUUAGCCGUGCGUCUGGCACCACAAUUUCGAUUCGAUUGGUUCCUUCGUUCGCGAACUGCAAUGGAGCUCCAAAGGCGAUGCAGCACACUCAUAACUCUGAUUGAACGAGAAAUAUGUGAUAUAGACGAUCGUUCCAAACAACCUCGCGGACAAGCUGGCCAAACUGGCGCUAAUGUUGGUGGCGGUGCUCAAGGUGGGGGACAGAAGCGCAAGGCUACUACGCCUGCGGCUGCCGCAUCGGUCGAAGGAGGUGUGGACGGUUCAGGCAAUGGGAAGAAACGGAAAGUCGUGACAUCCUAGAAUUUCACACGUCAUCAAUGCAUUUACUCCCAUCUGCUUCCCAAUGCACUAUGCGCGUCUGGUGGUGCCAGCCAUGCAGCUCCUUUUGUACGACGUCUUAUACAUUGUUCUGUCAUUUAUACGGUCGUUGUCUUCUAUCAUUCUGAAUCAAAUCUUGUGUAUUUCCAAUAUUUUUUCUCAUCACUGGUAAUCAAGUACCCAGUAUUGUGCUUCAUUUCAGCUGGUGUGUUUUCAUACCUCUAUUUGCAAACCACUGGAUGGCUUUCAUUUAGGCUAUUCGUUGAAUGCUGCCAAGAGAGCUCACCGUUCCUUAACUGAUUAGUGGCACACCAAACUCUCUCCAUGAGGUUUGUGUGCCUAGAUGUUUUGCCCUGCGAUCAAGAAUCAUCUGAAGUCUGAACAAAUGUCAAUCUGUCCAAGUUUAUCGAGAUGUGAGCGAAAUAAGAACAACCAGUUCAAUCAGUAGUCCUUACUCAGAAUUCCAGUUGAAUCCAUCGUGUUUGAUUUCCCUAUCGCCAGCGUCAUAUAAACCUUAAGUUGGAAACACAGCAUAAGACAAUAUUCAUUUUUCUGCAGCGUGUACGUUCAAUUUCACUUCUUCAAUGUAUUCAGUUCUAUGCUGAAUUGGGGGUCAUUCGAUUCUUGAACUGAACGUUUCAUGGUGCAUUUAUUAUAUUUUCUGGGGUGCUGUAUAUGUGACGUUCAGGUGCUGAACUCCUACUUUGGUUUUAUGUCU
Opisthorchis viverrini is the source of this 3816-nucleotide messenger RNA. RefSeq lists its product as hypothetical. Bases 75 to 3080 code for a protein of 1001 amino acids. Gene Ontology annotation, molecular function: ATP binding; ATP hydrolysis activity; nucleosome binding. The record is from RefSeq and is a predicted model, not a curated record. Lineage: Eukaryota; Metazoa; Platyhelminthes; Trematoda; Opisthorchiida; Opisthorchiidae. Gene Ontology annotation, biological process: nucleosome organization; regulation of transcription by RNA polymerase II. The transcript has 13 exons. Gene Ontology annotation, cellular component: chromatin; nucleus.